Messenger RNA from Dichomitus squalens LYAD-421 SS1, 921 nucleotides. RefSeq lists its product as uncharacterized. Lineage: Eukaryota; Fungi; Basidiomycota; Agaricomycetes; Polyporales; Polyporaceae. Bases 1 to 921 code for a protein of 306 amino acids. The record is from RefSeq and is a predicted model, not a curated record. The transcript has a single exon.
AUGGUUCUCCUACCGGACCUGCUCGACCUCGUUGGGUCCUACCUCGAGACUUUCACCCUCCUACAGUCGGAUGCGUUGAUCAUCCCCCCUGUCCACCACCGACUUCCACGAUUGCGAUACCUGACUCUUCUUGUGGGUGUCACGGUCAUGCUGAAUGAGGAACUGCGUAAUUCCAGCGAGCAUGGGACUACUAGUGGCGGAUCAGCGCUAUCUAGUUCGGAUAUGCUACCAUACUCACCCCUUCACACGCAACCCUCUCCGCCCGCUCUCUCCUACAACCACCGUUCCUAUCCGAAGAAGGCUCACGACAACGCGCAGUCGAUAUCUGCGACGCCAUCUUUCGGGCACGUCGAACACGCGCGCUUCCCCGUGCUCGAGCGCCUGCACAUCAUCUGUGGCCGCCACCGCGACUGGACGCUCCGCGAUGCGCUCGUCCACCUGCCGCGUCUUGCGCCCAACCUCACAAACUUGCGGAUCUCCAACGCCACAUACACCCACGGAUCGCAUGAGUGCGUCGCCUCGUUCUUGCACGACGCGUUAGGCAUCCCCCGGCGGACCGAGGGUCAAGAGAGCACGACCCCUACCCAAGGGCCGGGCGGACAGUCUGUGGCUGGUGCCGAGCGCGAGCCCCUAGAUCAGUCAAACCUCACGCUGCGAUCGCCCGCAAUGCCCCGCCUGCGCCGCGUCGCGGUACAUUCUAUUCCCCCGCCAGCCGGUGACCGAUGUGAGAUGUCACACAAGGGCUACCGCGCGCUCGCGGGUGCCAUGCAGGAGCUGCGAGAAGCAUGCGACCUGACUUCUGACACGCGCUUGCGAUGGACGGAGAGCGAGCGCGCGAGACACCAGGUUUGGGAGGAAGUCUGCUGGAAACACUGGACUGAUACGAUCGAGGGCCGCGAGGGGGUCUGGGAAGGCUGGUAG